AUGGCCAGUUCCACCCUAUCGGCUCUGCCAAUUUCGUCGUCGGCAGCAGCCACCACAUCGUCCGACAGCCUCCGCCUCGUCCCGUCGUCGCUUUCGCUCCACGGAAAUAAGCUACCGAUUCGGCGCUUCAGUUCGAGCAGCGUUGUUCUUAAAUGGCGUCGUCCGACGGUUGCCAGAAUCUCGUCUAGUCUCCCCACGACGAAGUAUGAUCCAGCUAAAGUUCCUAAAUGGUCCGCUAGAGCGAUUAGGUCGUUUGGAUUUGGGGAAUUGGAAGCGAGGAAGCUCAAGUAUCCGAAUACAGGAACUGAAGCCAUCCUAAUGGGCAUUUUGAUUGAAGGAACCAGUUCAGCUGCAAAGUUCCUAAGGGCUAAUGGAAUCACUUUCUUCAAGGUCAGGCAAGAAAUUGUAGACUUGCUUGGGAAAUCUGACUUGUUCUUCUUUAGUCCUGAGCAUCCACCGUUAACUGAACAGGCCCAAAGGGCCCUUGAUAAGGCCAUUGAAGAGAAACUAAAGUCAGGGGAUGAUGGAGAAAUAACCCCAUCACAUAUACUACUAGGGCUUUGGUCGGAAACCGAUUCUGCAGGUCAAAAGAUCCUGGAGACUCUUGGUUUUACGAAUGAAAUGGCAAAAGAGCUUGUCAACUAUGUAGAUGAAGGUGCCGCCUUGAGCUCUAGGUAG
This is a messenger RNA of Linum trigynum, 678 nucleotides long. The record is from the annotation of a GenBank genome assembly. Lineage: Eukaryota; Viridiplantae; Streptophyta; Magnoliopsida; Malpighiales; Linaceae.